GUGAUGCAGGACGGUGUUUUUUCCAAUCCUGGUCCUGCAUUUUUAGAUGUUUCCCCACUCCAACACACCUGAUUGUAUGAUCAGGCCUCUGCAGAGCUUGAUGACGAGCUGAUCAUUUGAGUCAGGUGUGUUGGAAGAGAGAAACAUCUAAAACAUGCAGGACCAGGAUUGGAAAAACACUGAUGAUGAAUUUCGAUAACACCCUUUAAAAUGAAGCUGUUUAACCAUUGGUGUGAUGAUGCGUUCAGGUCUUUGUCUCCCUCCCUCUCUCCUCUCUCCUCUCUGCUCCCCUCCCUCCCGGGCCUACACACAGCCUCCUCCCCCUGUGAACAGCCGAGAUGAGCAGCGUUGUACCGUCCUAUGCUCCCAUCAGUCGGAUCAGAGAGUGCAGGCGAACAACACCCAGUAACGCGGAUCAGCAAAGGACGGACGACAUUUAGGAUUGAGCCGCAUCAGCUAUGAAAAUCCAUCACGUUAAGUAGAAGCAAACGGAGCUCUCUUCACCCAUAAAACGCGUCGAGGAUGAACGGCACCGCAGCGGCAGCAGGAUCGGCUUCUUGCCGUUUCGCCCACUAUUUUGUUGUGUGUGGAGUGGAUGCAGAGACGGGCCUGGAGCCGGACGAUGGAGCAGGUGAGGGCUUCGAGCAGAGCCCCAUUCGGCGGUCCUUCAAGUCGAGGGUCCUGGUGCACUACCCUGAAAACACAGAGAGGAACCCCUUCAAUAAAGAUGCUGUCAACAUGCUCUGUAUGCCGAGGGGUCUGUCCUUCCGCACUCAAGCAGACAGACUCGAUUCUCAGUUCCACUCAUUCACUAUUACUUUUGACGACGGCACGCGUUCUUACGGCUUUGUCCACACUUUCUACGAGGAGGUGACCAGUGCUCAGAUCAUCACCGCCAUGCAGACACUCUACCAGAUGCACCAUGUAGAGCACCACUCCUCGUCAUCCUCCUCCUCUCCCUCUUCCUCGUCUUCAUCUGCCUCCUCACCCUCCACCUCCAGUAUGGACUCGCUUGUGAGCAGCUUGGAUGAGUCGGACGCCGAGUCUCUAGCCGGGGUUUCCGCCUGCCUGGGCUGCGCGGCCUCCUUUGACCCAGCACGUGACACCCUGUAUGUGUCCAAAGCCCUCUGCCUCCUCACGCCGCUCCCCUUCCUUCAAGCUGCUCGACAGUUCCUGUCUCAGCUGCACCAGGCUGUGACGUCGCACACAGCCCCGCCCCUCCCUCUGGAGAGCUACAUCCACAACAUCCUGUACGAGGUGCCCCUACCUCCACCCGGCAGGUCACUGAGGUUUCACGGGGUACAGGGACCCAUCUUGUGCCAACGGCCCGGGCCAGGUGAGCUUCCACUUGGGGAGUACCCUCUUGGAGAGGCAUUCAGCCUGCUCGGUGUGGACAAUAUGGUUCAACUACUUACCUGUGCACUUCUGGAGACACAGGUUCUGCUCUGCUCUCACGACUACCAGCAUUUGAUGACUGUGGCGGAGGGCAUCACCACUUUGUUAUUCCCAUUCCAGUGGCAACACAUGUACCUGCCCAUCGUCUCUGCACCAUUACAUCACCUGCUGGAUGCUCCCGUGCCGUUCAUGUUGGGCAUCCAACGCAGAGAAGGAGCUCAGCGAUCCUCCCUCCACCUACCACAUGAGUCCAACCUGUGUUUUGUGGAUAUUGACAAUCACUGUGUCGAAGCCCCUGAGGACCUGCCCGUUUUUCCAGACCAGACUGAGCUCAUCCAGGAACUGAGUGAGAUACUGCUGCGUUUUGGGCUCCCUCCACAGGGAGGCGUGACCACUAAGCCCACUACCACUACCACCACCACUACCACCUCCCCUCGCCUGAGCAGCCUGGUCUUGGAGGAUCUGAUGGAGGACAGAAGGAAUGGGAACCUCGGAGGCGAGGAGCUGGCGGUGCUGGAGAGGCUGCAGGCUCUGGCAAGGAGGUGUGGAGGAGGCAAAAUGUCAGAUGGGGAGAAGAUACUGGGACAUGUGUUAGAGGAAGAGGAGGAAGAGAUGAAGGCUGCAAAGCUGAACAUUCAGCUGAGGGAGGUGUUUGCCGGCCGGUUUGCUGCCAUGUUUGGCAGGUAUGAGGAGUUUGUCAUCCACAGCGCUCUUGAUUUGGACUCCUGGUUGAGCAACAGAGAAGGGACAUUCAGCUUUGACAAGGGUUCCUUCCUCUCAGCUCAGCCUGCGACCCAUUUGCACUUCUUGUCUCGGUUCCUGGAGACCUCCAUGUUUUCAUCUUUCGUCGAUGGGAAGGUGAUAGCUCGCUGGGCCGAUAGGGAGCCACUGCAGCAGCUGUUUGACAACCGCCUGGAGAGAGAACGACUGUAUGACACCGACGAGGAGGAUGCCCACGGCUGUCGCUACAGGAAAUGCACCAUGCUCUUUGAGUCAGCCCAGUCCAUUGAGCGCAGACUGCUGAAGGCCGACCACACAGCCAUACACCCUCACCUGCUGGACAUGAGGAUCGGCCAGGGUCGUCACCAGCAGGGCUACUUUCCUAAGCUGCAGGCUGAUGUUCUUGCACAGGGACAAAACACAAACAAGUGGUCCAGUCGUGUCACAGCCUCACGCAGGACCGACCCCAAGAGAUCAACAGUCUCUGAACACUCAGGAGUGGACAAUGAACAGAGACAGAAGCACACAUUUACGAGGAAGAACCUCCGUCAGUCUAAGUUACUUGACCCGUCGCCUCAAGCCGUCACUCAGACUCAUCGAGAGUUUGUUGACGGGCUGCUGAGCGAGUGUCGUCUGAAGACCAAACGGAUGUUGAUGGAGAGGAUGGGGAAGGAGAGCGCAGAACUGGGUCAGGGAGAAGCCAACAUCACAGGCCUGCAGGAAAACACGCUCAUCCAUGGUCUGUGUGACCUACUGGAGAGAACCUGGGGCUACGGUCUGCAGCUGAAACAGGGGAAGUCCGCUCUUUGGUCUCAUCUGCUUCACUACCAGGCGGCCCAGGGGAAGAUGGAGGUACCAGCUGAGUCUCCAGGGUUUAACAAUUCAGACCAGAGAACGUUUGACGAUGGCACUCCCGUCCUGAGAGGAUCAUUAAUACAGGAUAUGAGGUUUAUUCAGACCAUGAGUGAGGGUCUGUCUGAGGUGGGACAGGCCCGGGCCUGGAUCCAUCUUGCCCUGGAGAAGAAAAUGCUCUCCCAACACCUUAAAGAGCUACUUAAAAACCAGGAGCUGCUCAGGCAACUGUAUAAACCCCAUGCAUUCCUGCUCUGUGAGGAAGAAAGGGAGCAGUUUUUAUUCCACCUGCUCUCUCUCAACACUGUGGACUACCUCUGCUUCACACGCGUCUUCACCUCCAUCAGUAUUCCAUACCGUGUUGUGAUAAUACCAAUGAAGAAGCUUAGCAUUGCUAUGGCAACAGUUGAUCCUUGGGUGUGCGUGUCAGGAGAAAUGGGUGAUUCAGGAGUUAGACAGAUCCCGAAGAAUACACAAGAAAUUUUUUUCCAGUGCAAGAACCUCGGCAGACUGAGCACCCUGCAGCUGGGACAGGAGAACUCUGGCUUGCUGGCCAAGUGUCUUAUUGACUGUGUGAUGGUCUACAAUGAGAUCACUGGACACACCUACAAGUUCCCAUGUGGCCGAUGGCUAGGGAAAGGCGUGGGCGAUGGCAGCUUGGAGCGAGUCCUCAUUGGACAGCUGGUGUCACCUGGUGGAGAGGAGGAUGCUCGAAGGUUUACAGGGACGCCUCCAGAGCUGGCCUCUCCUUCUCAGAGCAUGCGGACAGUGCUGGGAUCGCUUGGCAACCGGAGUAGAGUGUUGUCUGUUGAAGUACACGAAGACAUGAGGGAGGCGGCAAAUAACCUUGUUAAACACUUCCACAAACCUGAACAAGAGAGGGGAAACUUGACAGUCUUGCUAUGUGGUGAAGGAGGUCUGGUGCUUUCUUUGGAGAAGUUCCUCCUCCAUGGGUUCAAAUCCAACCGUCUUUUCCAGAGGAAUGUGUUUGUUUGGGACUUUGUGGAGAAGGCAGUGGUUUCCAUGGAGACAGAUGAUCAGAUGGGUGACCUGCAUGGAUCAACGCUGACAAAAGGUCCACCUUGCGACUCACUGUGCCAUUAUGUCAACGCAAUCAAUGCUUCACCCCGAAACAUCGGAAAAGAGGGCAAGUUCCAGCUGUUCGUCUGCCUGGGAGUCAGGGACCGGCUUCUGUCUCAGUGGCUCCCCCUGCUGGCAGAGUGUUCGCUGACAGUGCGGAUGUACGAGGAAGGCGCUCUGCUGCGGGACCGUGCUGCUGUACACUCCCUCUCCCGCAUCCUACACACACUCACCGAGUUCACCAUCACACUGGAAACAUCGCUGGUUAAAGGGGUUGACCUCUGACCCUGAUGGAUAAGCACUGCGGAAUAUCGGCCCCCUGCAUCGUAACCUACCGCAGGAAUUCUGAUGGGUUAAAAUAUUCAUCUUUCCAUGUGCCGGAAAAAGAAGUACAUCAGACACUUGUGACUUUAUGAUGAAAUGGACAGAGGACUAGAUGGAGUCACCGGCAACUUGAGCUGCAAACAUAUUGCCUUGUUCACUGAUGUAAAUGUCUUACACACUGUAUUUGCUUCAGGAAAUAGUCUGAUUUUCCAAUGCUUGUUUACACUGUGAAAUUCUGUUUUCCUCAAGGAGAAAUAGAGUCAUUCAUAAUCUCACAUCGACAGAACAUAUCUUCACAGCUCACACCAUUUACUCUGACCCUAUGACAACUAUAACUCUCCUCCUACUGCUGUAUUGCUUGCACUUGAAUUUUAAACUAAGCACAUGCAUGGCCAAAUCUG
Thunnus maccoyii (southern bluefin tuna) is the source of this 4772-nucleotide messenger RNA. RefSeq names its product DENN domain-containing protein 5B-like. The transcript has 21 exons. Bases 523 to 4332 code for a protein of 1269 amino acids. NCBI's taxonomy places the organism in Eukaryota, Metazoa, Chordata, Actinopteri, Scombriformes, Scombridae. Gene Ontology annotation, molecular function: guanyl-nucleotide exchange factor activity; small GTPase binding. The record is from RefSeq and is a predicted model, not a curated record.